This is a messenger RNA of Closterium sp. Naga37s-1, 597 nucleotides long. NCBI's taxonomy places the organism in Eukaryota, Viridiplantae, Streptophyta, Zygnematophyceae, Desmidiales, Closteriaceae. The record is from the annotation of a GenBank genome assembly.
AUGUGGAAGUAUCGAUAUGACCGACCCGACCUCCUCGCCAAGGGUGAGACGUUUCUUGUGGGGGGUUACAAGGAUGUGCCAGAUGGCUACGUCAAGGCGUGGCCUCAUGUCACCACCUGGCCGAACGUCCCAAAGGGUAAAGGGAAGGCAUUAGAGGGGGAGGUGGGGCCAGCGGGGAUUGAGCGCUACAUGACGAUGAAGCUCACCCGCCACGAGCUACGGCAGGCAAUCCCCAAGCUGGUGGUCACAUGUGAUCUUCCUUUACGCAUUAUCGACGCUGACGCUGUGAGUGCCUACUGGAUCCAAGGUUUAUGGCGACUUCACCCUCUAUAUGUGUCCCCUUCCCUCCAGUUCCGAGAGCUGCUGAUGUUGUGGAACGUUCAGUGCCGAGAAAAGAAUUUCAUCCCUUCACGCUGGGCAGUUGCACGCGACACUGUGGUUUUUGCUGAGGCCGAUCUAGAGGCGGCCAUUGCGGAGCUGGUGUCGAAGGUGGGGGAGCUGGGUUGCAAGGCGUCCUACAGCAUGAACAUGUGGACGGCGCCCACCGGCAAGGCGUUCAUUGUGGUGACGGGUCACUGGGUGGACGACGGGUGGUAG